Magnolia sinica is the source of this 615-nucleotide messenger RNA. Its product is annotated as disease resistance protein RPM1-like. The transcript has a single exon. Gene Ontology annotation, biological process: defense response to other organism. Bases 1 to 615 code for a protein of 204 amino acids. NCBI's taxonomy places the organism in Eukaryota, Viridiplantae, Streptophyta, Magnoliopsida, Magnoliales, Magnoliaceae. Gene Ontology annotation, molecular function: ADP binding. The record is from RefSeq and is a predicted model, not a curated record.
AUGAAUGGAGAUUCAAGACUCUCGACGAUUUCAGUGGUCGGGAUGGGUGGCCUAGGGAGGACCAUUUUGGUAAAGAAAGUGUAUGAUAGCCAACAGGUGAAGAAACAUUUUCAAACAUUUGCUUGGAUCACUGUCUCACAAUCAUUCAAACCGGAGGAUCUACUCGGAAGCAUGAUAAAUCAAUUCUUCGAGGAAAAGAAAGAUCCAUCUCCUCAAGGAGUAGAUGUGAUGACACAGGUCGGGCUAAUCAAAGUGUUACGAAGGUACUUGCACAACAAAAGGUAUGUACUUGUUCUUGAUGACGUAUGGCAGGCACAUGUAUGGAAUUUCAUAAGAAAUGCAUUGCCUCCCAGUGGAAAUGGUAGCUGGGUAAUGAUCACAACACGCAAAGGUGACGUUGCAUCAUCUUCUCGUAUUGGACCUUCGGAUCAUAUCUACAAUCUUCAACCUCUGCAUCCAAAAGAGGCGUGGUCUUUCUUUUGUAGGAAGGCAUUCCAAUCAAAUGAGGAGAACAGUUGUCCUCAUGAAUUGGAGAAGCUUUCUCGAAGUUUUGUUAAUAAAUGCCGAGGAUUACCACUUGCAAUUGUCACAUUAAGUAGUCUUCUAUCAAUUUAA